Molecule: messenger RNA, 3442 nt
Organism: Cynara cardunculus var. scolymus (artichoke)
Lineage: Eukaryota; Viridiplantae; Streptophyta; Magnoliopsida; Asterales; Asteraceae
Product: kinesin-like protein KIN-14F
Exons: 16
Coding region: 16-3150 (1044 amino acids)
Biological process (GO): microtubule-based movement
Molecular function (GO): ATP binding; microtubule binding; microtubule motor activity
Source: RefSeq, a predicted model, not a curated record
GAAUGGCUAAGACAAAUGGACCAUGGUGCGGCGGAGGUACUCCCCACCGAACCCUCCGAGGAACACUUCUGUCUCUCUCUUCGCAACGGCCUCAUCCUCUGCAAUGUUCUGAACAAACUCAAUCCCGGCGCAAUUCCCAAGGUGGUAGAAAUUCCGAUCAUCGACACAGAAGGGGCGGCGCAAACUGCAAUUCAGUAUUUCGAAAAUACGAGGAAUUUCUUAGUUGCUGUUGGUCAAAUGAAGCUUCUUACCUUCGAGGUUUCUGAUCUUGAAAAGGGAGGUUCAUCUGGUAAAGUUGUAGACUGCAUUUUAUGUUUGAAAGGUUAUUAUGAGUGGAGGAAAUCAGGUGGGAUUGGAGUAUGGAAAUAUGGUGGGACUGUGAGGAUCACUUCUUUUCCAAAGGGAUCACCUUCUUCAUUAAUUGGCAGUGAAAGUGCAGAUGAAUCUCUGGAUGAAUCAGAGUCAUCACAGUUCGAAGAACUGCUCGAAUAUCUGCAUUUAUCGAGUGAAGUCUCUCUUGAGGAAUCAAAAGUUUCAACUGCAUUUACCUUCCUCUUUGACCGUCUUGGUAUCGGGCUUUUACAGACGUAUCUCACAGAGACUAAUGAACUUGAUGACUUCCCUUUGAAUUCAAUGGUUAUCGAUAUAGUACUCAGGAAGGCCGUUAAAGAUCUUUCAGCACUGCUUAUUUCUCAAGGAAGUCAGCUUGGUAUAUUCUUGAAGAACAUGUUGAAGGGCAACUGCAAACCGUUGUUAAAGCAUGAAUUCCUACAAGCCAUUUCUAUAUAUAUAGACCAAAGAUCUGGUUUAGCAUCAAAUGACUUAUCCCAGUUUUGCAUUUGUGGUGGCAAGGGUAAAGGCAUGCGGCACGGUAUUAGUUACUCUGCUGACCAAACAAACGUAUUAGAUCUUCAACAGAAACAACUAGAGGAGCUAAAAGCCAGCUUUCAUUUGACAAAACUAGAAGUCCAACAAGCUCAUUUAACUUGGGAACAAGAACUUAAGAGAAUCGUGCAUCACACUAAGGACCUUGAAGUAGCCUCUUCUUCAUACCACAAGGUUUUGGAAGAAAACCGGCAGCUUUACAAUCAAGUUCAAGACCUAAAAGGAGCAAUAAGAGUUUUCUGUCGAGUGAAACCCGUUCUGCAUGGCAAAUCUGAUGAACAAUCCACAGUUGAUUACGUAGGAGAAAACGGAAAUAUUAUGAUUGUUAAUCGUCAUAAGCAGGGAAAGGAUGCUAGGAAGAUGUUCACUUUCAACAAAGUGUUCGGAGGAAACACAACUCAGCAGCAAAUAUAUGUAGAUACCCAACCAUUGAUUAGAUCUGUGCUUGAUGGUUAUAAUGUUUGUAUCUUUGCAUAUGGCCAAACGGGCUCCGGGAAGACAUACACAAUGAGUGGCCCUGACAUGACUACAGAGGAUACAUGGGGUGUGAACUAUAGAGCCCUGAGAGAUUUGUUUCAAUUAUCGGAGGCAAGAAUGGACGUUAUAAAGUACGAGGUUGGAGUUCAAAUGAUUGAAAUAUACAACGAGCAAGUGAGAGAUCUCUUGGUAGUUGAUGGCUCCAAUAGAAGACUCGAUAUAAGAAACAAUUCCCAGCUGAAUGGUCUUAAUGUUCCUGAUGCAUCUUUGGUUUCUGUUAAGUGUACUCAAGAUGUUCUUGAUCUGAUGAGAAUUGGCCAGAGAAAUCGUGCAGUCGGUGCUACUGCUUUAAAUGAACGGAGUAGCCGUUCUCACAGUGUUCUUACCGUUCAUAUCCGAGGAAAAGAACUAGUUUCUGGAUCUACUUUAAAGGGUUGCCUUCAUCUAGUAGAUCUUGCCGGAAGUGAGAGGGUGGACAAAUCGGAGGCCAUUGGCGAGCGCCUCAAGGAAGCUCAGCAUAUUAACAGAUCUCUCUCUGCACUUGGAGAUGUCAUUUCUGCCCUUGCACAAAAGAGCACACACAUUCCUUACAGAAAUAGCAAGCUCACUCAAGUAUUGCAAGAUUCUUUAGGUGGGCAUGCUAAAACACUGAUGUUUGUGCAUAUAAAUCCCGAGACUAAUGCCAUUGGAGAGACGAUUAGCACCCUCAAAUUUGCGGAGAGGGUUGCCUCAAUUGAACUAGGAGCAGCUAGAUCUAAUAAAGAAACCGGUGAAAUUAGAGAGAUGAAAGAAGAGAUAUCCAACUUGAAGCUUUUGGUGGAGAAAAAAGAGGCUGAAUUAGAACAAUUGAGAAGUGGGAUGACACGAGGUGCAAUUUCACCCGUUCACAUGCCGAGACAUAAUCUUACAAACAAUUUGAGACCCGAAGCAAAUCAGCGCCAUGUUGAUGAUAACAAGCUUCCUGAGCAGGUUAGAAGCUGUUCAUCAGGUAAGCAAAGGAGGUCCCGAUUCCCCUCGAAGUUCACAGAAAAGGAUUAUGCCCCCAAAAUGCCCCUUCUUGCCGAAGAGGGAUCACCAUCUCCUCCUAUUAGGCGAUCGAUAUCCACAGAUAGAGGAGUCCACACAAGAGGUAGAACCAAGCCUGAUACACCUGAUAACCCUCCGAUCACAAAAUUGCAAUAUCCGAUACGAGCUUCUGUCAAUAGAUCUUUAGCCACCCUACCGAUUUUACCAUCAACUGAUAACAAAAGAGGGUACUUAAGUUCACAAGAUACCGUUUCCGAAUCAUUACAUAAUCUUCCAAAGGCUAACAACAAGAAAGCUAAUCAAGAGCAAGAAGAGGAGCAAUUUAAGCAAAUGCUUAAUGUUAGACAAGGUGGCAUCGGGAAACUUAAGCUUGAGCAUAAUCAAGUCAAGGCAAAAAGUCAACUUCCGGUUAAGAUCCACAAAUCUGAUCUUCUACGGACAGUGUUUUCCGAUGUGGAGGUUGGCGAAACCAUCGAAGAAGGUCAAAGAAGUGACCUUUUAGAGGCGGAAAAUGAGCAUGCAUCGACUAAGUCCCAUGUUCCAAUUGGGACGAAAAAGCUUCAACGCAGCUCAUCAAGAAGUUCUCACAAUUCGGAAGUCAGGGAACCUGGGCAGACCCUGCAACCCUUUAUGACUACUGGUAGAAAUGAAAAUAAACCCUCAAAUGGUGCAAAGAAUGGAAAUGAAGGCAGCAACGCAUCGAUUCCUAAAUUUAGAAGGAGCCGUUCUACGCCUAGAGGAAAAUUCAUGGUUCUACCUUGAUGAAAGCCCGAGGUUCUUCAUGGAAAUAACCGUUGUAUUCUUUAUGGUAGAGGACAGGUCUGUAUACAUCUCAUCUAUCAGACGCUGCUUUUAAGUGGGAUAUACUUAUUCUGUUCAGUUUUUACCUUCAUGAAAACCCGGUAUAGAGCUUCUUUUUUGUUUUCACCUCCCAUUUUUUCUUUGUUGUUUAUAGUUUUAUGUAUAGCAUAGUGCUUGAUUUUUUUGGACGACCAUCGUGUCCGUGGAUGCUACCACGAGGAGAUUCGGAGUGUGGGAAUCUCUCGAAUUGUUU